AUGGUGAGCCACAAGACAGCACGCGGCGGGAUUGGACCACGCAACACCGUAGUGGCGCAAGAAAGGGAUCCCUCCCCUCACAUGGAGCAGCAGGAGCGGCAAAAGCAGGAGCAGCUGGAGCGGCAAAAGCAGGAGCAGCUGGAGCGGCAAAAGCAGGAGCAGCUGGAGCGGCAAAAGCAGGAGCAGCUGGAGCGGCAAAAGCAGGAGCAGGAGGAGCGGCAAAAGCAGGAGCAGGAGGAGCGGCAAAAGCAGGAGCAGCUGGAGCGGCAAAAGCAGGAGCAGCUGGAGCGGCAAAAGCAGGAGCAGCAGGAGCGGCAAAAGCAGGAGCAGCUGGAGCGGCAAAAGCAGGAGCAGCUGGAGCGGCAAAAGCAGGAGCAGCUGAGGCAGCGGCAAAAGCAGGAGCAGGAGGAGCGGCAAAAGCAGGAGCAGCUGGAGCGGCAAAAGCAGGAGCAGCUGGAGCGGCAAAAGCAGGAGCAGGAGGAGCGGCAAAAGCAGGAGCAGCUGGAGCGGCAAAAGUAG
Molecule: messenger RNA, 519 nt
Organism: Eriocheir sinensis (Chinese mitten crab)
Lineage: Eukaryota; Metazoa; Arthropoda; Malacostraca; Decapoda; Varunidae
Product: UPF0746 protein DDB_G0281095-like
Exons: 2
Coding region: 1-519 (172 amino acids)
Source: RefSeq, a predicted model, not a curated record